AUGGAAGACAAGGGAAUUUUCGAAAAGGCCAAGGACAAGAUGGGCGACAUGGCCGACUCCAUCAAGGACACCGCCCAAUCGGCCAAGGAGAAGGUGGUGGGCUCGGCUCACGAGAACAAGGAGAAGGCUAGCGACAUGGCAUCCAACGCCAAGGACAACACACAGGACGCCUUGAACAAAGCUGGUAGGUUAAUGAUUGAAUAAAGAUUUGUACUGAUAGGCAUAGAGAUUAGAAAAAAUUAGUUGUUGGUCAAAAAGUUUAUAGAAACUUCAAGUUUUUAAAAUUUCAAAAAAAUUUUUAAAAAAUUUGCUGUCUUUUCUUAUAAAACAAAGUUUAAGAUACCUUUCUAUAAACUUUUUGACCAUAAACACUUGUUUUCAAAAGGUUUUCAUCAUAUCACAGUGCUUAAAAAAGAAUUGGACACUUUUCUUAAUAAAAUCAUAAGAAAACAGCCCAAUUCUUUUUGACGCGGCCUAGUUUUUGCCAUUUUACAGUAACAUAUGACUACCUUUUUAAACGUAUUGUUGAAACAUCGUAAAGAAAACAAUUUGUUGAUCUUGUAAGGCUAUCUUGACACGUUUUUUAAAAGUAUUAGUCUAUAAACUAUAAAAAGUAUAACAAUCUAGGGCAUAAAUCGUAUUUUAAAAUAUAAAAAAUCUAAUUUCCCACCACUUUAGGCGACAAACUGAAAGGAAGAUAA
Messenger RNA from Bursaphelenchus okinawaensis, 701 nucleotides. The record is from the annotation of a GenBank genome assembly. Lineage: Eukaryota; Metazoa; Nematoda; Chromadorea; Rhabditida; Aphelenchoididae.